Gavialis gangeticus (Gharial) is the source of this 5743-nucleotide messenger RNA. RefSeq names its product actinin alpha 2 (gene ACTN2). Gene Ontology annotation, molecular function: calcium ion binding; actin filament binding. NCBI's taxonomy places the organism in Eukaryota, Metazoa, Chordata, Crocodylia, Gavialidae. The coding region runs from base 1874 to 4636 and encodes 920 amino acids. The record is from RefSeq and is a predicted model, not a curated record. Gene Ontology annotation, biological process: muscle cell development; actin cytoskeleton organization. The transcript has 22 exons. Gene Ontology annotation, cellular component: cell projection; Z disc; cell junction.
GUAUUUGCCUUCUUGCACUAUGAUCCUAAUUUAGAAGCACACCCUUAACCUUCAACAUGGGUUCAACUUUUGAAGUAAAUUAUGAGUGUAUUUGUGUAAUGUAGGUGAGAGAGGAAUUGGUCCAGGUAGCAUAUUUUGCCUAGACCAUUAAAUGUUAAUCCUAGAUUAUAGUACGCAUAGUAAUGUAGGGGAGUGAAGAGUUGCUGUGAGAAUUUUAAACGUUCAUUUCCUGACUGCCUUGUGCAUCCAGAUUUGCAAUCAUAAAGUUACACCCAUAGGUUAUUUACUAUCUAUCUAGGCAUAUUGGAUUUAAAUUUUUUUUCUUUCCGAAAGUCAAGUAGAAAUGGUGCGGCAGCAGGUUGAAAUUUGGAUACGUGCUAUCCAAUUAAUUGCUACUCACCAUUGCAGCUCACUCAUAUUCCCUUAUGGGAGCCCUACCACCCAAAUCUGACCUCUUAUUUGGGUUAAUCUACGACAGACUCUCAGCACGGGUUAGUAUUUUCCUUCUUGUAACAGAGGGCAGAAUUAUGCCCAAUACAAGUUGUAGCACAGGGAUGACCUUUGCUUGAGAUAUCUGGGUAAGUGUUAAUAAUAGACUAGAAAUAGAACAAAGUAAAGCUGCCAAUUCCCAGCAGAAAUGCUGGCUUCUAGAAAACUAAAAUGAUAUGACAUGGUCAGAAUGGGAUGUGUCUGCCUGCAUUUCUAAUGACAGUCCUACCUUUCCAGUGUUUGCCUUGUAGUAUACAGAGAGUUAAGGGUUUCCUCAUCAAAUUUUCCACCAGAUAUUUGCCAAGCUCUUGCCUCAGUAGUCACCUGACUUUAUACAUGUAUGUUUUCUCAUUUGCAGCUAGGUCUUGCCCAGGGCUAAGCAUUCUCUUCUUCCUAUUCAUUUCAGUAGGAGCUGAGGCACUUUGCUAGAUCUGGCUUUUAUUCUCUGGUUUGUGUUUCAAGCCUGUUCUAUUUAGUAAGUUAUUUUUUCUGUUGGUGUAUAUGACUUUCUGCAGUGGCUCAUCAUGUCCCCUUUGCCCAUCUCCCUGUUGUAGAAAAGGAAGUGACUCAUGGGCCGGGCAGCUAUGGAAGAACAGUAGGUACCAUAUUAUAACGCAUUGUCAGCUAGAUUUUAUUUUUAAAUGUACAAGUUGUAAUCAGCUCCCUGACCUCAAAAUGCACCUACCAAAAUAAAAAAAAAGAUAUCCUACAGUUCUUAUAUACCAUAACACAUGCAUUUACACACAGUUAUACACAAGCACACAUAAAUACGCACUAACACAAGUUAAUGCAAGCCACAGAACCACUGAAGAGAUACUGUACAUAGAGGUGAUAUUUUUUUAUAGUGAGCCUUCCCUUCCUAUAGAUAAAUCUUUGCUUUUCACUGCCCAUAAAACACGAAAAUGUAGUUGUAUAACUUCUUAAUAGCACAUCAUAGCAAAGACAGAAAUUACACCCACUUCUUUAUAUCAGUGGAUCAACCUGCUUCAGCCAAUCAGGCUGGACAGCUGCCUUGCAGCUUGCAAACAGGGGACAGAGAGAGGGGAGGAUGUUCCAGGCUGCUGAGCCAUGUGACAACCAGUGGGGAUAAUAGGCAGCAGUAAUGAGCUGGAGUUGGAGCUUCUCUGGGGACUCAGCCACAGGGACCUGCGGCAGCAGCAAGGAGGGAGGGAGGGAGUGGAGGUCACCACAGGUCAGCUCCUACCUGCACCCUAACAGCUUCAGCCACUCCUGAGACAAGAUUUGUCACUAUUAACAUCUUGUUGCUUCAAAGCAGAAGGAAAUCCCACUCCCCCAACCACUGCUGCAUAUCACCAAUCAAAAAGUAAAAUAUUUCUUUAAAAUCCCACAGCAAGCACAGAAUUGAAUCUGCUCCUUAAGCAACAUGAACCAGAUAGAAACAACCAUGCAGUACAACUACCAGUACGAAGAGGACGAAUACAUGAUCCAAGAGGAAGAAUGGGACAGAGACCUACUUCUGGACCCAGCAUGGGAGAAACAGCAAAGGAAGACAUUCACAGCCUGGUGCAAUUCCCACCUCAGGAAAGCAGGCACGCAGAUCGAGAACAUUGAAGACGACUUCAGGAAUGGCCUUAAAUUGAUGCUCCUCUUGGAGGUCAUCUCAGGAGAAAGACUACCAAAGCCAGACAGAGGAAAGAUGCGCUUCCAUAAAAUAGCUAAUGUCAACAAAGCCCUGGAUUUUAUCGCCAGCAAAGGAGUGAAACUUGUGUCAAUUGGUGCAGAAGAAAUUGUUGAUGGCAAUGUGAAAAUGACCCUGGGUAUGAUCUGGACUAUCAUCCUUCGCUUUGCUAUUCAGGAUAUUUCUGUAGAAGAGACCUCUGCUAAAGAAGGGCUGCUGCUGUGGUGUCAAAGGAAAACUGCUCCUUACAGAAAUGUGAACAUUCAGAACUUCCACCUCAGCUGGAAAGAUGGCCUUGGAUUAUGUGCACUUAUCCACAGACACCGACCUGAUCUUAUUGACUACUCCAAGCUAAAUAAGGAUGACCCUCUAGGAAAUAUAAAUCUUGCAAUGGAAAUUGCAGAAAAACAUUUGGAUAUCCCUAAGAUGUUGGAUGCAGAAGAUGUAGUAAACACUGCCAGACCAGAUGAAAGAGCCAUUAUGACUUAUGUUUCCUGUUACUACCAUGCAUUUGCUGGGGCUCAGAAGGCCGAGACUGCGGCUAAUCGGAUAUGCAAGGUACUUGCUGUGAAUCAAGAAAAUGAAAGAUUGAUGGAAGAGUAUGAACGGCUAGCAAGUGAGCUCUUAGAAUGGAUUCGUCGCACAAUCCCUUGGCUGGAAAACAGGACCCCUGAGAAAACCAUGCAGGCCAUGCAGAAGAAACUAGAGGACUUUCGAGACUAUCGUCGCAAGCACAAGCCUCCCAAAGUCCAGGAAAAAUGUCAGCUGGAGAUCAACUUCAACACCUUACAGACAAAACUGAGGAUCAGCAAUAGGCCAGCCUUCAUGCCAUCAGAGGGGAAAAUGGUUUCAGAUAUUGCUGGUGCUUGGCAAAGACUUGAACAGGCUGAGAAGGGAUAUGAAGAAUGGUUGCUGAAUGAAAUACGAAGGCUGGAACGACUUGAACACUUGGCUGAGAAAUUUAGACAGAAAGCUUCUACUCAUGAAACUUGGGCAUAUGGCAAAGAGCAGAUCCUACUGCAGAAGGAUUAUGAAUCAGCUUCGCUGACCGAGCUCCGGGCUUUGCUGAGGAAACAUGAAGCCUUUGAGAGCGACCUGGCUGCCCACCAGGAUCGAGUGGAACAGAUCGCUGCCAUUGCCCAGGAGCUGAAUGAACUGGAUUACCAUGAUUCUGUAAGCGUCAAUGAUCGAUGCCAGAAGAUAUGUGACCAAUGGGACAAACUGGGAACACUUACUCAGAAAAGGAGAGAGGCAUUGGAGAGGACAGAGAAGUUGCUGGAAACAAUUGAUCAGCUUUACCUGGAAUUUGCCAAGAGAGCUGCUCCUUUCAACAACUGGAUGGAAGGCGCAAUGGAAGAUUUACAGGACAUGUUUAUUGUUCACAGCAUAGAGGAAAUUCAGAGUUUAAUCACUGCCCAUGAACAGUUUAAAGCCACUUUGCCUGAGGCAGAUGGUGAAAGACAGGCUAUCCUCUCAAUCCACAAUGAAGUUGAGAAAGUUAUUCAGAGCUACAACAUGAGAAUAAGUUCAAACAAUCCUUACAGCACCGUCACUCUGGAUGAAAUCCGCACCAAGUGGGAAAAGGUGAAGCAACUUGUGCCUGUGAGGGAUCAAGCUUUACAGGAGGAGUUAGCUCGUCAGCAUUCUAAUGAACGUCUUCGUCGCCAAUUUGCUGCUCAGGCCAAUGUCAUUGGACCAUGGAUCCAGACCAAGAUGGAGGAAAUUGCCCGCAGCUCUAUUGAAAUGACAGGGCCUUUGGAGGACCAGAUGAAUCAACUGAAGCAAUAUGAGCACAAUAUCAUCAACUACAAAACAAAUAUUGACAAGCUGGAAGGAGACCAUCAGCUUAUCCAGGAAGCACUAGUGUUUGAUAACAAGCACACCAACUAUACCAUGGAGCAUGUCCGUGUUGGAUGGGAACUCCUCCUGACCACCAUUGCCCGAACUAUCAAUGAAGUUGAGACUCAGAUCCUUACAAGAGAUGCCAAGGGUAUCACUCAAGAACAAAUGAAUGAAUUCAGAGCAUCCUUCAAUCACUUUGAUAGGGAUGAAUCUGGAAAUCUCCACUCUGAUGAAUUUAAAGCCAGCCUCAUCAGUCUCGGACAGGUUGGAAAUGACCGGCAGAAGAAGAAUGGGCUGAUGGAUCAUGACGAUUUCAGAGCUUGCUUAAUUUCAAUGGGUUAUGAUUUGGGUGAAGCAGAGUUUGCCCGAAUCAUGACCCUGGUUGAUCCCAAUGGGCAAGGAACUGUCUCCUUCCAGUCUUUCAUUGACUUCAUGACCAGAGAGACUGCGGACACAGACACAGCUGAGCAAGUCAUAGCUUCCUUCAGAAUCUUAGCUUCAGAUAAGCCCUAUAUUCUCGCAGAAGAGCUUCGUCGAGAGCUGCCUCCUGAGCAAGCUCAGUACUGCAUCAAAAGAAUGCCUCCCUACACCGGACCUGGUUCUGUCUCGGGAGCUCUGGAUUACACUGUGUUUUCAUCAGCAUUGUAUGGAGAAAGUGACCUGUAAUUCUGUAACUGGCUAUAUUCACCCUAUUCAUUAAAACAAACAAACUGAUUUCCCAGAUAGCUUCUUGAAAGCUUUGACAAGCUGAUUUUAAAAUGAGUUUUUCAAAUGUAGUAGGUACAUUCAGUGUAAAAUGCUAGACGCUAAGAUAAUUAGUGCACAUUACAGUGUGAAACAUUUUUAGGUUUUUAGUUUGUCUGUCUUAUACACAACAUUAGAACGUAUUUUUAAAAAAGAUAUUAAAUUCAGAAACUUCUGUAGAGAAAACAGAAAAUAAAGCUUGUGAAAAAAAUCAAAGCUAUUAACUUACUAUGACUCAAAAUAAUUUUGCCAUGUUCAAAAAUUCUUCAUGCCGUAUGUGCUUCUUUUACAAUGCACAUGAAGUUGUACAUUAGGAGUCACAUUUUCUCAUGCAUAUGAAAGUAUUGUUUCUGCAGGUACAGUUUAAUAAAAUACAGCUUUUCAAGGAAGAGAAAUGCCAAUCAGAUAAAAUUCUUAGCCAGUAAAAUAAUGCAAGACUCUAUGUUUGUAUCUCUUCAAAAAUGUUUUUCUAUUGGAAUAGAAAUCUGUAACACCUGCAGUUUAAGCCAGCUGGUUGAUAAUGAGUUAGUAUAGUAUGAUGAGCAGUACCUUUCCUUUAAGCCUUUAACCUUGCAGCUGAGAGCAAACUUUUACAAACAUAGUAAGGAAAUUAAUUCAUAUGAAUUGUAUUGUUUUGAGACCCUUACCCAUGUCUGUGUUGAGCAGAUUCUUUGUUCCCUAUUUUAUUAGUGAGCAGCAUGCAUCAUCCCAUGUGAUGCAAACUCUUAUCUGCACAAGCUCAGCAUGAUUGUGUUGCAGUUUCAUCAGUGCUCAGAUUACAGUGUCUUCUGUCCAACAACAGUUCUUUUUUAUAUCCAGCUAUGGUAGUGUAGUUGGUUUUACUGUUAUUUUUCCAUCUUUUAGUGAAGCAAAACAGCAUUUUUUUUUACUUGAAUCCUCACAGACAUGGAGAAAUGCAGUGUAAUCAAAUAAAAACAUUCACAAAAGGUGAAAUAAAAUGAGCUGUGCAGCUCAGUCUACUAAAGCAAUGAUGUGCCUACUAAAUAAAGUCUGCUUUUCAAAAUUUUA